UAUGGUAUUCACAUGUAGAGACCAGCGAGGGAACUGCUGCAGUAACAGCGAGAGUUUAAGUGUAAGUAGUUCAAUGGCCACAUAUUACAACUCAACCUCGGACGAAUCAUUUGUUAAGCAACACAAUGAGAGACUUCUGGCAAGUCUUAAGCCAGGCGAUAUCGUCAAGUUUCACCGGGGAGUGUAUUUUCACUUCGCUCUUUACAUCGGUAACGGUAAGGUGAUCCACCUGACGGCUCCAGACAACUGUCCAGGUGUGUCCGGCAGCAUCCACUCACGGAAUGUGGCAUCUAUGGCCAGUGUUCCAGUGGACAAGGCUCUGGUCGCAGAGGAAGAUUUUUUUGAGGUGGCUAAUGGCAACAAAGCUUACAAGGCCAACAAAGAGGAAUGGAACAGCUUUGAUCUUGAGACAGUUCUGAAAAAAGCUAAGCAGAGUCUAGGAGAAACAAAAUAUAAUCUACUCACACGUAAUUGUGAACAUUUUGUUAAUGAGGUGAAGUAUGGAAGAAAACAGAGUGAUCAGGUGAACGAAGGUAUAAGUGUGACGACUGGGUUACUGGGGGCAUUGGCUGCUGUUGGUACUGCUGUUGUCACAGGUGUGAUGCAAGCAAUCAAGAAACAGUAGUUAAAUGACUAGUUCCCUAGCCGAGUUGUAAUUAUUCUCACUAUACUAAUUGUCACGCUCCA
Messenger RNA from Physella acuta, 687 nucleotides. Its product is annotated as phospholipase A and acyltransferase 3-like. Gene Ontology annotation, molecular function: A2-type glycerophospholipase activity; glycerophospholipid phospholipase A1 activity. The record is from RefSeq and is a predicted model, not a curated record. Gene Ontology annotation, cellular component: cytoplasm. Lineage: Eukaryota; Metazoa; Mollusca; Gastropoda; Physidae. Gene Ontology annotation, biological process: N-acylphosphatidylethanolamine metabolic process.